Molecule: messenger RNA, 3178 nt
Organism: Scylla paramamosain (green mud crab)
Lineage: Eukaryota; Metazoa; Arthropoda; Malacostraca; Decapoda; Portunidae
Product: tigger transposable element-derived protein 6-like
Exons: 3
Coding region: 781-2385 (534 amino acids)
Cellular component (GO): nucleus
Molecular function (GO): DNA binding
Source: RefSeq, a predicted model, not a curated record
CAUAUAGGUAAUCUUCGCAGAAUUAGUUAAACAUUAAUUUUGCGACCACUCUCUCUCUCUCUCUCUCUCUCUCUCUCUCUCUCUCUCUCUCUCUCUCUCUCCCCGCUUUCUUUUCUUUUUUUUUCGUGUGUUGGCUUGGCACUCUUCUGAUUUUCUAGUCUUUUUUUUUCUUUUUUACUUUUAUUAGUUUCUUUUUUGGGAGGGGCGUGUUUAUGUGGGUGUCUAUCUGGCUGGUUGGCAGACUGACUGACUGACUGACUGACUGACUGACUGAAUGGUUGACUGGCGAGAUGGUUUGUUGAGUGACUCUAAUUAGUUGGCUGACAAUCUGGAUGUUUGACUGACUGACUGACUGAAUGACUGACUGACUAGCUUAUUGACCUUUUAGCGGCGUGUGUGGGUGGUUGCAUAACUGACCACGUGACUGACGGGCUGACGCACUAUCUGACUGUGUGAGUGAAUGUUUGAGUGACUGACUGACCGAUACCGCCGCGUCUCUUGGGCCUGCAGGUCUCCACGAGUUAUCGUCACCUCAAGGGUGAGUGGGAUGCCGGGGGAGACCUGGACACAGAGGCUGGCAGGUCCGCCGAGGCCAGCAGGAGCCUGGCGCUGGAGGCCAAAGGAGCCAAGACGCAGCGGAGGUCCAGCGCUGAGAAGGGCAAGGAACGGCACUCGGCCGGAGAACAAGAGAAGCGACAGUCUCCAUCAGACCCGCACAGGCCCAUCAAGCUGAAGGUGAUUCCCCGCAACGUGACCGUAGGGCGCGGCAUCGGCUUGCCCAUGGGCAGUCCCCUGGCUGCCGCCCGCUCCCCACAUGUGCUUUGUGCCCCCUCGCCUGCCUGCACCCGCGCUACAAACACUGCCGUCGUUCACUCCUCGGGUGGCCACACACUUCUCCGUGGCACGCCCACCUUCCAGCAGGCGCCCACGUCCUUUGCCUCCGUGGCGCUGCGGUAUGGGCGGCGGUGCAGCUCCCCACAGACGCCCCAGUUGACCGGCUGUGCCUCCUGCACGGCGGCGCUCCACUCCGCCAGACCUCUCCUUCGGGCCCCAGGUCCCCGCGACUCACCUCCAGCAGCGGCGACCACUGGAGUGCCUUUAUCAGCAAGAACCACCGCACCCAGAGUGUCGGGGCCGCCGUGCCGGCCGGGGAGAUGGACUGGCUGCCCGCGCCGUCACCCUGUUCCAAGUAGAGCUCCUGGUGCUCGGUGUCCACGGACAACGACUCUGGUCCCUGCUGAAAUGGUUCGGAACUACAAAAGAAAGACUGAACGUGGGUCAGCAACACCCCAACUAAUGCAGGAGGCUGCUGAUUUUGUUCGAAAUAAGAAUAAAUCAGUGAGAGAGUCCACACAACUGUUUGGUGUCCACUACUCAACCUUACAACGAUUUAUUCACAAAACCUCUGGCAACACUGCUAAAAACAAUACACAUGUAGGAUAUGCCAAACCAAGACAAGUAUUUACAUGUGAGCAGGAAGAAGAAUUAGUAUCCUAUCUGAAAACAGCAGCAGCAAUUUAUUUUGGUCUUUCUCCGAGAGAAGUCAAGGAACUGGCUUUCAAAUGCGCCAAUGAAGCAAAGAUAGAAAUGCCUGAUAAUUGGCGCAAUGAUAAAUAUGCUGGAAAAGACUGGUUUUCAGGUUUCAUGAAGCGACAUGGACAAGAACUCUCAAUUAGACAACCUGAAGCGACAAGUUUGUCCAGAGCUACAAGUUUCAACAAGCAUAAUGUAGAGUUAUUUUUCUCCAAGCUUUCUUCUCUCAUGGAUAAGUAUAAAUUUGAACCUCAAGACAUAUGGAAUGCUGAUGAAAGUGGAGUGACAACUGUUCAGAAACCUCGUGCAGUGGUAGCAGUUAAGGGCACAAAGCAAGUUGGCUCUCUUACCUCAGCUGAGAGAGGACAACUUGUUACAUUUUGUGUUGCUGUCAAUGCCAUUGGAGGGUCUGUUCCUCCCAUGUUGAUAUUUCCACGGAAAAACUACCAUGAUCAUUUCAUAAGGGAUGGCCCAGAAGGAUCAAUUGGAGCCUGUCACCCUUCUGGAUGGAUGACACAGGAUAACUUCUUACUGUUUAUGAAGCAUUUCAUUAAGCAUACAAAAGCAACUGUCGAGAAACCUAUCUUGCUGUUGCUAGAUAAUCACCAAUCUCAUGUUAACUAUGAUGUUAUCACAUUAUGCAAGGAAAAUGGAGUGGUUUUGCUGUCAUUUCCUCCACACUGCUCCCACAAGUUGCAGCCCUUAGAUAGGUCAGUUUAUGGACCUUUCAAGCGUUACCUGAGUUCAGCUCAGAAUGACUGGUUACGGAGUAAUCCUGGAAAAAGAAUGACCAUUUACGACAUUCCUUCUCAAGUAAAAAAAAGCUUUUCUGAGAGCUUCAACUCCCAUUAACAUCACGAGUGGCUUUAAAGUCAGCGGCAUCAGUCCUUUGAAUACAAAUAUCUUUGAUGACUGGGAGUUUGCUCCCUCUUCAGUAACGGAUCGCCCAGUGAGGCAGCAAUGUGAACAGGAUGCGGCCAAAGCAAUGCAAGAUGUCUCAGAGGUUUCAAAAUCGAUAGAUGAACAUUGGUUUUCUUCCACUUCUGCAUCAAUGGAACCCCAUCCUUCCUCUUCUACAGCCAGUGAACCCCUUCCUUCCACUUCAACUGCAGUAGGACCACAACCAGCAGUAGCCUAGCUUCUUCCAUUACUGAUCAAGUUGAAACUGCAAAUGUUGGUGAGUCUUCCCUUUGCCCAGAAAAAAUCAUGCCACAUCCAAAAGCAACACCUCGGAAAAAGAAAUGUAAUACAGGCAGAAAAGCACGUAAAAGUGCCAUAUUAACAGACACACCUGAAAGAAAUGCUCUGUUUGCUGAAGCCAUUAAGAAAAAAAACAAAAAGAAUGAUGUCAAAGAAAAGAAAGCCACCAAGAAAAGGAAGCAGGAGUUUUUACACAAAGUUCGAUCCAAAAAACCUGUUGAAAAGUACGACAUAUCCAGCUCAGACGACGAAGACUGGUAUUGUCUGAUUUGUGUAGAACCAUAUUCCAAUAGCAGGCCCCGGGAGAAAUGGAUUCAAUGUAGUACAUGCAGAGGAUGGUCUCAUGAGGAAUGUUUGGGAACAGAUGGAGGUAUAAUUUUAUAUUAUAUUUGUCAUAACUGUGAAUCUGAUGAUGAAUAAAUUUAAGGUUCAUCGGUUCAGUUUA